Messenger RNA from Mytilus trossulus (common blue mussel), 1296 nucleotides. RefSeq lists its product as uncharacterized. The record is from RefSeq and is a predicted model, not a curated record. The coding region runs from base 1 to 1296 and encodes 431 amino acids. The transcript has a single exon. NCBI's taxonomy places the organism in Eukaryota, Metazoa, Mollusca, Bivalvia, Mytilida, Mytilidae.
AUGGAGCAGUUAAAAAAGGUCAAAGAUAAAAUUGAAGAAGAUUUACCAUUUUUUAUUGAAAAUAUGCUUAAAUUGAAAACAUACAAAGCAGAACGUCAAGAAAAAUACAACGAAAUAAAACGACAAGUUCUAUUUAAGGAAGAGGAAAUGAAAGAUACUAUAGCUAACAAAGCGGUUGCUUUAAUUAAAGAUCUCGAUGAUUGGUGGAUACCACAAAGUGACCAAAUUUCGAAAAUGGAAGAAACAUUGAAGAAUGCUGAAGAAGAUCUGAUACACAGAAAAGCCGUAAUUGAAGAGGUGUUCACAUCUGAGGAUACGACAUCUAUUUUCUCAGCAGUAGACCAAGUUGUAAAAGAGCUACCGAUUAAAAUCGUUGCUGAAAUAAGGAAACCAGAAUCCUUGAGGUUUUCAACAGAAAAUUCGACCAUGAACCUACAAGUAGGGUCAUUAAUGAAAAUACCAGAACUAAGAAUUGUUGAUACAUACACAUACAAUGCUACUAACAAACUCGCGGUCGUCAAUGCAGAUCUUAAUGUUGGGUUUGAUGAAUCGAAUGCGACUUUAAAUCUUUUUGUUUUUACCAAAACUAAAUGCUACACGGUAUCAAGUGCAUAUAUUCGUAAUAAAAUAAAUGACAUAACUGUAACACCAAAGAAGUCGAUCUUAUUUACAGAAAUAGGAACAUCUUCGAUUAUUUACAAACACGAUAAAAACUCAGAAAAAACAGAAUUCAUAGAUAUCCAUCCAAAGCAAGCUAAAGCAAUUCAUGCAAACCCGAAUGACGACAACUUAAUUGUCGGAUAUUUGAAUCGUAUUAAUCUUUUUGUAACGCCUCCAACAAAAAUUCAUGGAGAAGUAAUGCUACUCAAUGAAAAGGGAAAUACAAUUCAUACUUUUAAACUAGAAAACGAACAAUUCAAUGUUCCAAAUGUUAUUACAACGAAUAUUAAUGGUGACAUCUGUGUAAUUGAUACAACAAACACAAACUGGGAAGGAAGAGUUAUUGUUCUUGAAUCAUUGGGCAAGUUGAAAUGGAUGUAUAAAGGUCAUAACGAGAUAAAUACUGAACAUGCAUUCUCACCACGUGAUAUCGUAACUACAUCAACGGGAGAUAUUUUCGUUGCAGACGCAAAAUCUAGCGCCGUUCAUGUAUUAUCAAUGGAUGGUAUAUUCAUUACAAGUAUUGGCGAAAAGGAAAGUAUCCAGAAUCCAAUGGCCUUGUCAAUUGACCAUGAAGGUCGAAUGUUGAUUGGAUGUAUUAAUAACUUAUAUGUUGUAGACAUUAGAAAUAAUUAG